Paramecium tetraurelia is the source of this 8013-nucleotide messenger RNA. RefSeq lists its product as uncharacterized. The record is from RefSeq and is a predicted model, not a curated record. The transcript is spliced from 4 exons. Lineage: Eukaryota; Ciliophora; Oligohymenophorea; Peniculida; Parameciidae.
AUGGCAAAACAAGUAAAAACAAAAGAGCUACGAUUUGUGUAUUAUGUCGAAUUUCUAGUUAUUCCUUAGAAAAUUAUUCAUUAUUUUAUUGUUCAAGCUUGUUCAAAUAAUAUAGAAGUCUAAUUUGAAAUGGACAACUUAAACUAUGAAGGUUUAUGGUGUUUUCACUAUUUGUACUUCACUGAUGAAACGGAAUUAGUAGUAGGAUUAGAAUGUCCAAAUUAGCUUUAGACUAAAAUAUUUUAAAGCGAUCUUAAUUGUUUUUAAGACUUGAUACUAAUUCAUGGAUAGAAUACUUAAAUGUUGAAGGGUAGCACGAAAAAAAAUUUAAUGUUGAAUACUUAUCCUGGCAAGGUGAAAUUAUAUUAAAUAACUAAUAUAUUGCUUUUAACAGAAUACAAAGAUGAUUUUUUUUAAGGAAUAAAUGAAAAACUCAGUAUCAACCCAUUAAUUUCAUAUCUAAAAUACUCACCCUUUAUCAAAAAUAAUAUUAUUAGUUAAUUUUAUUAUAAUAGAAGCUAUGAUAUUAAGUUUUGGUCCAAAAUAAACAUUAAAGAGGUUAAUCAAUAAUAAAUAGGUAUUCUAAAGAUUAAACCUCAUAAUUUCUAAUAGAAUCUCAAUAUCUUUUUAUUAAAUUAUAUAAAGGAUUAAGAAUAAUGGUCUUAUUCAAUUGAAUACUACACUUAUAAUUACCCUUUUGUACGUAAUGAAAAUUUAAUAAAAACAUUUUUAAAAAGUUUCACUUAGAACAUAGAAGUAGAACUUAUUACAUAAUGGCAUCUCAUAGAAAUAACUUAUGUACUGAAUAUUUUAGUUUUUAAACUAACUAGUUUUAUGACAAACCAAAAAUACAAUAUCGAAUUCAAAGAAAUUUAUUAAUUUUCAGAUAUACUUUUAGAGUUUUAAUUUGGAGCUAGUGAUAGUUAAAAAGUAAGUUAUGAAGGGGAAAUAGCAUAAUUCAAUUAUUUCAAUUAUAUAAGUCCUAUCAAUCAGAUGAAUGAAUUAGGAAGACAAUAAAAUUGCCAUUACUCAUGUUAAAAUUGUUGGGGUCCUUUUAAUAAUUAAUGUUUAUCUUGUCUAGAUUCAGAUAAUCGGAUUUACGAUUAGAAAACAAAUUCCUGUCAAUGUAAAUUAUGGUAUGUGGAAGAUAAUUAGUCGAAAUGUUAUGGAUCUGCUGAUAUGAACCUUAAAUAAACAUUCAAUUAUUUACCUGAUAACAAUUAAUAUGAAUCCGAAGAUACAGAAAUAAUUUGUGCUUUUGGUUAUUUUAAGUAUAAAGAAUCUUGUAUAUAAUGGUAUUAAUUGUUAAUGUAACUUAGUCCUUCGGCUUCGUAAAAGGGAAUGUUAAAUUGUUUAGAAUGUAUAUAAAAUCCUGAUUUAUGGGUAUAUAAAGGUAGUUGUUAAGAAUAGUAUCAUCAAUUUUAAGGUUCUUAGAAUAACGUGUAUUAUAGCACUCUAAAUGAAAAAGCAUAGACAACUUAAUUUUUUGUUGUCAACGAAGAAGUGGUUGGUUGUGAUGGAUGCGAUCGUUGUACAGAUCAAGAUAUUUAGGAAAGGUAUAUUGAUUGCAUCUUAUAUCCUGAUAAACACUUGGAUUAAGAUGUAUAUAUCACUUGCUAUUUUGGUGUUUACUAGUAAGAUGUAAAAAAAUGUCUUGAGGUUUAAUAAGAAAGUCACAAUGGUAAGUCUUAAUGCUCAAAAACGUGUGGAUAUUGCUUGUUUAAAUAAUGUUUGUAUUGUAAAGAUUCUUAACGAUAUUUCAUGGAUGUUUAAGGCAUUUGUAGAACAUGUGAUCUUACAAACUGCAAAUAUUGCUUCUAAUAUAAUAUAUUUGACAAAAACUAAGUUUCAAUUCAAUUAGAAGAUAUUUCAUACAAUCUAGAAGACUAUGUUAUUGCUUGUUCAUUAUGUUUUCCAGGCUAUAUAUUUAAUUUUUCAAUCAAUUAAUGUGUUGAAUAUACUACAAGUAAUUAAUGCGUGAAUGGUUUCAUUUCAGAAGAAAACCAAUUUGUUUGUACUUCUACUCUCUUGUCUAAAGAUGAGAUCUAAAGGAACAUAGCUAUACAGUUUAUUAAUUGUCAGCAUUAUUAUUCAAAUUGCUUAAAAUGCCUUUAAGACUUUAAUGGAAAUAUCCAAUGUGUAGAAUGUGUUUAUGGAUACUUCUUGAAUUUUUUAAAUGGGAUCUGCUAAUAAUGUUCUGCUCAAUUUGAACACUCAGAAGUGUGUGUUAUGACGACUUCUUAAUAAGAUAAUUGGAAAUAUCAAGUCUAAAGUUUUUAUAUAAAUUUCAAACCUAAUAAGAUUCCUAUUCUAAUCUAAGGAAUUUAUUAUAUAUAAUGGUAUGAUAUAUUGAAAUGCGCUGAUGGAUACAUAAAAUUUGGUAUGACUUGUAAUAAACUUAUAAAUUAAGAUUGUCUUCAAUAUGAUACACCCAGCUCAAUUUGUAUUACUUGUGAAAAUAGUUCUGAUGUUAAUCCUAUUUUAUCCUACUUUGAUAAUUAAUGUUAAUAAUGUCCAUAUCCAUGUUAAAUAUGUUAACCAAUCUCAUUAGAUCAAAUAUAAACUAUUAACCCUUACUUUAUAGUAAAUGAACAAUCUAUAAAAUAAACGUACUUUUGUGUAUUCAAUUACAAAGAGGAUUUAACAUACAUUGAAUCCCACACAGGAUAAACUAAAGGAAAGGAUUCAUCUAAACGAAGAUAUAAACUUCAAUUAGAACCUGAGACUUUUACAACUCUUCAAAAUCCUAUUAAAUAAGUUGAUGACCUAACAAAUUAUUUAUAAAAAGUCAAACCUGACUUAUAUAUUUAUAAGUAUAAUAGUCAAAGUAAUUCAUCCCCUAUUAAUCAUAGAGAACAAGUAUUUUCUUUGAAAAAUCAGACAUUUCUUUACGAUGGAUAUAAUGAUAGUUUACAUCAAAAGUAAUUCGAAAUUGCCAAUUAAUCUACUGUUAAUAUAUAGAAUCUUAGAAUUUUUUAUUAAUCUAAUAUUUUCUUUGUGCAUUCCACAUUUGGGGUUUCAAUAUUUUUUAGGAAUAUCUCUAUUUCCAAUUUGGAGUUAGAAAAAACAAUUUUUUCAAUUGAAUAAGCAACUAAUGUUUAUAUUAAUACAAUUUUGUUAUCUAAUGUAACUCUAUUAAAUUCACACUUAUUUUCGUUUAAACAUUAUCAAAGAUAAUCAACCCAAAACAUUUACAUCCAUAUAGAAAAUAUUAUAUUGGUUGAUAGUAAUUUAACAAAUUCAUCAAUCAUAUCCUUUUAUACACUUACUGAUUCAGAAUUUGCAUUCCUAAAAUUAAAUUAGAUCACAGUUAUCAACACUUACCUCUUAAAUUCUUCAAUUAUAACAAUCGAUUCUAUAACUUUUAAUUCUUACUAUUCAGCCGAAAGGAUCAUAUUUAAAAAUUCAACAAUCUAAAAAUGUAUUCUAUUUAGAAUUCCAAUUUCUAAAACAGUAUUUAUUAGCAAAUUUGACAUUAUUGAAUGUAAAAUCUCUAAUAGCAUUUUCAUAAAAAUCGUUUCAUCUUUUUCAAUAUAAAAUAUUAUCAUUGAUAAUAGUGCAUUUGUAAAAAGUAAUUUAAUCAUAUACACCCAAUAAUUUGUAAAAAAUGGAUAUAGUCAUUCAAUUUCUAAUUUAACAUUAAAUGCCUUAGAUUUUUGCGGAGGAGAUUUCAUUUCUAUUAAGAAUGAUAAAGAUCAAAAGGGAUUUAUAAAAUUGUAAAAUUUGGAGAUAAAAAAUAUAUCAUCUUCUUGCUAAAACGCAUGCAAUACAAGUUAAUGUUUAUUUACAUAUAGCAGCCAUACUAUUGUAAUUGAAAAUGUACAAAUUAAGAAUAUACAUGCGUAAUGGUAUUUUUGCCUUUAAAAAUUUACUCAAAUAACAAUUAAUAAUUUAAUUAUUUAAGGAAAUAAUUUGUUUACUUAUUCCUUAAUGUGGUCUUAGAUUAAAUAGCUCAAAUCAUCAAUAAAUACAAGGGUGCAAAGUUGCGGAGUAUUCUAUAUUCAAGAUUUUGUGAAUAUUAAAGUAAAUAAUGUAUAAAUCAAAAAUCAUUUUAUUGUAAAUUCAGCGCUAAUUUUGUUGAUUUCAAAAGGCCAAGCCCUAAACAAUUAGAAAAUAAAUAUAAACUCUUUGUAACUUCAUAACAACUAUUUGAUUAAAACAGAAAGUACUUAGUUUGCCAGUCUUUUAUAUAUAUAUUCAGAGUAUUUUUGUGAGACAGUUAUUAAUGAAUCUUCAUUUAAAAAUAACUUGAUCAUUCAUUUUUUAGAAGAUUAUUCAUUUAUAUCUCCUGGACUCAUUUAUAUUUAAGUUUGUUAAUAAAAUAUAUAUAUGGAUAACAACAUCAUUUACUAAAAUACUAUUUUAAACACAACUAAUUCUCUUAUUUAUUUGAAUUCCAAUUAAGUGAAAAUAAAGGAGAUAAAAGUAUAAAAUAUUAAUUAUGAUCCAAAUCAAUUAAAUUAAGAUAUUUAUAGUAAAUCGAUUGGUGGGGUAAUAUAUGCUAAAACAGAAUUAUUUGUAAUUGAUAAUUCUGUUUUCUAAAACUUGUACGGUUAUUAGGCAUCUUGUUUGUUUUUGGAAUUAAUUCGAUUAGGAAAUGUAGAUAUGAAUAAUAUUUAUAUUGAGAAUGCAAUAAGUUGGUCAAAUGAAUAGGAUUAUGCAGUUGGAGGUUGUUUGGGUGUUAAUUCAAUUAACUCAAAGUUAAAUUUAAAUUUAAAUAGAAUAAAAAUAUAUAAUUGUAAAAGCAAAAAUUAAAAUGGCUUUUUGUAUUUGAUCUCAUCGACAAUUAGUAAUGAUGUAGUGUUUGAUAACAUAAUAUUUACAAAUGUGUUUUCUUAGAGUAAAGUCAUGUUUGAGUUUGAUUUUUCAGGUAAUAAUUAGCUCAAUAACGUAAAAUUAUCAAAUAUCAUUAUUAACCUUGAUGAAACUCUGCAUUAAUAGAGCUUUGGUAAAAUUCUUGAAUAGACUAACUAAACCAGAAAUGGGAUUAUAUCAAUUUUUAAUAGUAAUAUAUAAAUUAAAAAUCUAUAUUUUGAGGGGAUUGCCACUCAAAAGAUCUUGAAUCUUCAAUUUUCUAAUUCAAUUUUGUUAAGUAAUCUGUACUUAAAUUAAGUAAAUGCCAAGAGUGAUGAGCUUAUUACAAUAUCAAAUAGAGGACUCAUCCUCUCUGAAAAUUCUUUCUUGAAAGAGAUAUUAAAAAUAGCUAUAACAAAUAUAACUAUUUAUAGAUCUUCUUUUUCAGGGAGGAGUAUUGAUAAUUUUGUAAGUAAUGCCUUUUUAAGCAUAAUUAUCGCAAAUAUCUAUUAAAAUUAAAAAAUAAAGUUAUUUUUGACUAAAAUAUACUUAAUUCAAAAUUAAUGCGAAACAUGUUAAUAGGGAUUAAUUUAUAUACAAUUAGAUUAAAAUGUUGAAAAGUGUAAAAUAUCAGACUUUGUUCUAUAUGAUAAUAAUUGUGGAUAAUCUAAUUGUUUAUUUGUAAAUUAAAGUGUGAAUCUUGAAAUGAGAACUAGUAUGUUAAUUUAAAAUAUUGGUAAAAGCAAUGGGACAAUGAAAUUAGAUAUCGAUUCUUUUGCAGGUAAGAAUCUAUUGUAUUUAAAUAAUAUUGGUACUUUUGGAGGUGGACUUUAUUAUAAAUCAACUAAUGAGUUAACAAAUCUUAAAAAUAUCUAAUUCAUAAAUAAUUCAGCUGAGUUGGGAGGAGCUGUUUACAUUGAAAAUACUAGAAUAUCUCCUGUUACUUUAUCAAAGAUAUUUUUUAUUGAUAAUAUGGCAAGAAAUCUAAUCUCAAACGUAAGAGAAUAACCUAGUCAUUUAUAAUUAUCGUUAUUUGGAUAGAAGAUAAUGACAAUAAGGGAUAUAAAUUCAGGAUAACCAAAUUUUACAAAAUAUGAUAUUGAUAAUUUUAUAUAAAUUCCAAGUGGAUAGAAGAUUGGAAAUUAUGAAUUAUAGAUUUCAAAUGAGGUAACUUUGAAUAAGUUUUAUAAUAUAUAACUCAAGAUUUUGCCAAUCAACACUUUAAACGAAGUUUAAAUUGAAAAUGAAAAUGCUGUAUGUAUGCUUGACUUGUCAAAUUAGAUGAACAAAGACAAUAUAGUUAUUUAUAAGGAUAUUUAACAACAAGAAUAAAUAGCAUACAAUAUCAGUAGUCAAUCUUUUGAUCUUUCAAAUCAUUCAAUAGUAUUGGAUCCUUAUUCAAAAGAAAUAGAGUUUUAGAGAUUUAAGGUCAAAUGUGACUGUAUAAGAAAUAUGAAUUACACUUUUUAAUUUAAUGCAAAGAGUUUUACAUGCAAGAUGGGAGAAUAUUAUUUUGAAUCUUAAUGUUUAUUAUGCGACUAUAAGAAAGGAUUUUAUUCAGUAGAAUUAAAAGCGUAGAAUUGCUAGAAGGUGGAUCCAAAGUUAAUCAAAUCCAAUACGAUAAAUACUAUUGAAUUGUAUCCUGGAUAUUGGAGACCAAAUAUUAGAAGCCAUUAUAUUUCAAAAUGUUAGAGCAAAAUUAACAAUUGUUUAGGUGGUUGGUAGACCGGAGAUAUUUCUUGUCAAGAUGGAUCUAUUGGAGCUUUAUGUGAAGAAUGCGAUAUAUAUAAUUUUAGAGGAUUUGGAUAAUAUUUUAAAAAUAAGAAUAUUCAAUGUGAAAUUUGUAGUGAAUAAGCAUGGGAAAUCUUGUUUUCACUCUUCAUAAAUUCUAUCGCUAUUGUUUCAAUAUAUUUGACUGUCAUUAGUGUAAAUAGUGUCUUUAAAAGUUUUAAAUUACUGAAAUAAACUACUAAAUAUUAUAAGAUAAUCUUUUGCAGUAAUUUAGGUAACAGUAAUUCUGAUUUAUUAGAUCAAUCUGCGGCUCUUAUUAAAAUGAUCGUAAACUAUUGUUAAAUACUGGUUAGUAUUAAAUCGUUUCAAUCAGAUUUGUAUUUCAAUAUCAUUGAUAUUUUAAUGCCCAUAAGCAAUCCAAUAGGAAGCUCCACUUUUUCUUUUUAAUGCUACAUUACUAGCUCUUCAAGUAUACAAAUAAUCUAUCUUACUUAAAUCAUGUAUUUAAUGUUGCCAGCAAUCUAUUAUCUAUUUUUUUUAACAAGUUAUUUGAUAUUAGUGAUUGGGCAUAAGAUGAUUCUAUCUUCAACCAUUUACUUUACAGCUUUAAUCUACUUGUUUUUUUAUACUCAACCUAACAUAAUAAAGUAAUUUGGAGGAUUGAUUGCAUAUAGAACAAUAUCGAUGAUCGAUUACAUCAAUAUAAACACCUCAUAUUUAUAUUAUACUUAAGAGCAUUAAAAUUGGGUACGAUUUUUUAUUGGGCCAGUCUUAGUGAUUUUCGGAGGAAUAAUACCUCUGGUUCUAUUGGCAAUACUCUACAGAUUCAGAAAAUAUUUUCAUUUUGAACGAACUCGGAAAAUAUGGGGAUAUUUAUUUAAUGAUUACAAAGAAAAUAGUUAUUAUUGGGAAAUAAUUAAGAUAUUUUAGCGAGAAGUAAUAAUGUUAUCGUUAAUAAUCAAUGAGGAGAGAGUAAUCUUGAAGAGCGUCAUAACGCUUCUGGUUUUGAUCCUAUAUUUCUUUAGUUUCCUUUACUUCCAGCCUUACAAUCUUUAAGCUUUAAAUCGAUUUGAAUAAGAAAGUAUUCUAUUAUGUGGAAUCAUCAUUAUUUUAAGUUCUCUUCAUUAUUAAUCUACCCUUGCUGAAUAGGGAAACCUUGAUAUACCCCUUCAGAUCCUAUAAAUUAUUUUUUCGUUGUACUUUAUUUACACUAUCAUAAAAAAAGUAGUUCUUGUCUAUUAUACUAAAUACGAUGAAAGACUUGAUUCAAUAAGAAAGUAGAUUUUAUAGAAGUACCCACAAAUAAAAUACAUGUGUCCAGGAUUGAAAACUAUUUUAGUUUUAAGGAGUGAAAGAAAGAAAAUUGCACUUUCUCGAUUUCAAUUGAUUAAAAAAGCGUUAAUUUAGAAAAGAAUAAACACAAAAUCAAGAAUGAUCCAUAGCACAAAGGUUUCUUAACCAAGUCCUUUAUCAGUUGAAAUUUGGUGA